Molecule: messenger RNA, 3149 nt
Organism: Saccostrea echinata
Lineage: Eukaryota; Metazoa; Mollusca; Bivalvia; Ostreida; Ostreidae
Product: microtubule-associated protein futsch-like
Exons: 25
Coding region: 84-3014 (976 amino acids)
Source: RefSeq, a predicted model, not a curated record
UAAUUAUAAUUCCAUAUUUUGUUUAUUUGGUGAUCAGAAGUGAAUCAUAUAAGGAAUAAGAGGAUGGUCUAUACCAGAUCAAAAUGGAAGCCACAUCAGUGUAUAUAAAAAAGGAAGUUGAGGAUGUUGAGUAUGAGAGAAGUUACCAUUAUUCAGAAAAUGACACUUUACUAAAUCCUGUCACCCAUGAAGAGGAUUAUACAGUCACGGUUAACCCAGAAGCCGUUUUAGACAUCAAAUAUGAAAGGGAAGAUGAACCUGCUACAUUAAAUGAUCCAGCCUCUUCAGCUAAAUUUCCAAACAAUACCCCUGACCUUUCAGAAGAAAGUCAUAUCAAGGGUUUUCCACAGUUAAAAGAAGCACUGACUGCAGACUUGCCAGAUCUAAAUGUUAAUAGGCGUAAAAGAAAUUUAAAUGUAAGGAGAAGGGAUAUUAAGUACAGAGAUGAAUCAACGGAGCAGAGGGAACAGGAAAUACUGAGUGAUGAAGUAAAAGUGGAAACAGAUAGAGAAAUAUCCACGAUAUGGAAUUCAGGGGAAACCAGUAAUUUUGACAAUGCAACAAUCAAGAUGGAAAACUUUGAAGAUGAUUUCAGCCCAGAUACAAAUUAUAUGGAACACUGCAGCACAGAUGGAACGACUGAGAUAGCACCAGGAGAUGAUUUUGUCAUAAAAACUGAAUACUUAGAAGAGGAAUCUUCACCCAAUAUCAACCUAAGGCCUAAUGCCAGUAAAAGGAAAAGAUCAAACCAUGAACAAAACACUGAUGCCUCUGCUUCUGUUCCAGUCGGAAAUUUGAUGAGUUUACAAGAAUCAGAUGAAUAUACAAACCAGCAACAAUUCGGAAAGAGAAUCAGGAAUAGUAAAGGUCAACCAAAAGAAAAAGCCAGAAAAACUUGGUUUUUAGAUAAGGAUAAAGGAAUGUGGAAGAGAAGGUCGUGGUAUGAAGAGGAGGCCAAGAACAUGAUGCAGAAAACGCGAGAAGAUCUGAGGCAGAUUGAAGAGCUCUACUCAAGUAAAGCCUCUGGGCAAAAGACAGGGUCAUAUGAAACAUUUUUGCAAACCAUUGAGGAGGAAACAGGAGAGAAGAAAGUAGAGAAAAGAGAGAUAAAGAGAGUAGUGGGGAGAAAGAGAUCUCGUUACGAGGAGAAAACAGAGUUGAUGAAGAGGAAGACGGAGGAGGAUGAAGAGUUUAUAGACAGUCUGAAAAACAUGUUUAAACGUCCAGGGGAUUCAUCAGAACAUUCCAAUCAAAGUACUGAGAGUACUUCAUCUGCAGCAGAAAUAGGGACUUCCAAAGAGAAUGAAAAAUCAGCUGUCAUUUCUACAUCAUUGCUUACGUUAACAGAGUUAAAUGAGCUGAAUGAGAAAAAGAAAUGCAUAAACAAUGAAGAUCUAGAGGGUGACAAAUGGAAAGAGUUGAACAAGAAAAGCAGGGAGGAAUUGGAACAAGAAAUUUGUGAUGUGAAUGGAAAAAGAAAGCUGACAGUCCCAAGAAAAUCAAUGUACGAGGAAAAGACAAAGCACCUGAAUCGCAAAACACAGGAAGAUGUGGAACUCAUAAAGGGUUUACAGUCUCUCAGAAAACUUGUGAGUAAAGACUCAAAAGAGUACAAACAGUUACUGAAUGAAACCUCAGCUCUCUCUGACAACAUCAAAGAGAAAGUGGAAAAUACAAGCAUAGUAGAAUACAGUCCAAAUCUUGGGGAGGCAAUCAAAAAGAUUGUAGUACCAGCAGAAAAUCCAUUGUCCCAUUUAAUACCACCAAGAUGGGAGGCUGACGAAGGCCAAGGGGAUAAGGCCCAGUAUGCGCCAGUUUUGUAUAGCAAUAAAAAUCACCCUGACCUCAAGGAAAAAGUCCCACAAUGGCACUUACGGGCUCCAAUGAUAGCAAAAAUAUGGAGAGAGUUACCAGAAAACACUAGAGAGGCCUAUAAGGCUCUAAGCAAGCAGAACAAAUUACAGAAAGAGGAAUAUCAGAAGAAGAUGUUGGAGGAAGAAUUAAAGAAACAUUCCACAAAGAAAUCUCGCCAGAGUCGCAGUGAUACAGCAUACCGUGCAAGUGUUCCAUUACAAAACAGAACAGCAGUUCGGCAGUCACAGCGCCUCAUGUCGAGAUCCAGCAGCUCUACCACUGUAACAGACGAUUCACCAGAAAGAAGUUCAAGUCCUAACAGUGGAAGCAUUUAUGGUAGGAAAUCCAAGUAUGAAGCAAAAUCUAAGAUGCUGAACAUGAACUCAGAACGCGACAAAGCGUUCAUGGCAGAGGCCAAUCUUCCAGUGCCCAAAGAGGAAACAAGUCCACUAGACAGGCUACCAGGUUCACACUACUCUAUUUCCAUGCAGAUGAUGGCUUUUAAAACCAAACAGGAAAUGGCUACCUUAGCAAAACUAAUACCUCUGGAAAAAGUGGCAACUAUUCAAUGUGGUCGGUCAGGUCAAUCCAUUAAAGUAUUGGAAGAAACUAAUUCUAGGUUAGUGAAAGAAGAAAAUAGCCAAGCACUAGCCAUUUAUGGCACAGACAAUGGAAAAGCAGUUCCAAAACUAAAUGGCAGUCAAAGAAGUACCGAGAGUCCCCCUGUUCAUAAGGAUGUGAACUUAAACCAGAAUUCUGUGUUCAAUGUUCGAAAAUCACAACACAACGACGAAUCCGAGAAAAACUCUGUAACAGAGGAGAAUGUGCUCAUGUGUUCCGAGUGUGGUGAGGAAUUUACAUCUUCAUCAGAACUGGACACGCACAAAACAUUGUCACACAACCAUAAACCUCCAGGGAUACUGCCAAAAGAGGAUACAGCAUUGCCGUUUAUCAAAUGUGAACCUGUCGAUGAAGACUAUGACAAAGCUGAAAGUGUAAACAAUCGAGGAGAUGUAGAACCUGGCAGAAGGAAGAGGAAAGGAAAGGGGAGGUUGAAAGUGAAAGUAGGCAAAAAUAGAAAAACGUCAAGUGAAGAUAAGGCAUCCAAAAACAAUGAUAUCUGUGAUAAGGAGGUUAGGAUUAAAACGGAGGUCUUAUGACGAAACUUAGCAUCCAUCUGCUUUUGAAACUUCUUUGAAAUGUAAGAAUAAAAUACACAGGAUUUAGUAAUACAACUGAAUUGAAAAUGAAUUUGUACUGAACUGUUAAACCAUUUUCAUGCAUAAUUUUCCAUA